AUGAUAGCUGAAACCACUGAACAAAUUAAGAAAAUUAGAGAUAGGAUGCUUACUGCUCAGAGCUAUCAGAAGAGUUACACCGAUCAGAGGCGGAAGCCCCUAGAGUUUGAGGAAGGAGACCAUGCUUUCCUUAAGCUUCGUAAGUAUACUCCUGAUGCUAGCCAUGUGUUACAACCGGAAUCGGUACAGUUAAAGGAAGAUUUGACUCUGCCGGUGACUCCGGUCAGGAUUGAUGACACGAGUGUUAAGAAGUUGCGCGGAAAAGAGGUUUCAUUAGUGAAAGUGGCAUGGAGUCGAGCUGGUGUUGAGGAGCACACUUGGGAACUUGAGUCAGAGAUGCAAGCAGACUACCCACACUUAUUCUCACGUAACUGA
Arachis duranensis is the source of this 375-nucleotide messenger RNA. RefSeq lists its product as uncharacterized. Bases 1 to 375 code for a protein of 124 amino acids. The record is from RefSeq and is a predicted model, not a curated record. Lineage: Eukaryota; Viridiplantae; Streptophyta; Magnoliopsida; Fabales; Fabaceae. The transcript is spliced from 2 exons.